CGUAGAAGCGUCUCGCUUCGCCGUAUGUCGCUUCCUUUUCCGUUUGGGUCUGAAGAAGGUUCGUGGUAUUUUCGUAUAAUUUGUAACAUCCACGCUACGCGUUUCAAUCAGCCAAGAUGGUGCAGCGGCUAACCUAUCGGCGACGCCUGUCGUACAACACAAAGAGCAACAGAAGGCGCAUUGUUCGUACGCCGGGUGGCAAGUUAGUCUACCAAUAUCUGAAGAAACCCAAGAAGAUCCCAAGAUGUGGGCAGUGCAAGGACAAGCUCAGGGGUAUCCAGCCUGCGAGACCGAAGGAGCGUUCCCGUAUGUGUAGACGUAAGAAGACGGUCAAGCGCGUGUACGGCGGAGUCCUCUGUCACAAAUGCGUAAAAGAAAGGAUUGUCCGUGCGUUCUUGAUCGAGGAGCAGAAGAUCGUCUAUAAGGUUAUGAAAGCACAGCAGGCUUCGGCAAAAACGAAAAAGACAGAGAAGUAGUUCUGUGCUUUUCUUAUUAAUUAAAUAAAACUUCCGAAAAUUACACCUAUUGCUGAUACUAGUGUAAUGUCAUUCGUUGUACGAAACCAUAUUGACUUUGUCUGCGCACGAAUUCCACAACGUAUUUGCAUAGUAAGACACCUCUGUUGAUUAAGAAUCCUACAAAUAUAAGAAAAGUCCACAAAA
Vollenhovia emeryi is the source of this 662-nucleotide messenger RNA. RefSeq names its product 60S ribosomal protein L34-like. The coding region runs from base 117 to 476 and encodes 119 amino acids. NCBI's taxonomy places the organism in Eukaryota, Metazoa, Arthropoda, Insecta, Hymenoptera, Formicidae. The transcript is spliced from 4 exons. Gene Ontology annotation, molecular function: structural constituent of ribosome. Gene Ontology annotation, biological process: translation. Gene Ontology annotation, cellular component: ribosome. The record is from RefSeq and is a predicted model, not a curated record.